Messenger RNA from Colletotrichum fioriniae, 624 nucleotides. NCBI's taxonomy places the organism in Eukaryota, Fungi, Ascomycota, Sordariomycetes, Glomerellales, Glomerellaceae. The record is from RefSeq and is a predicted model, not a curated record.
AUGCGAUCCUCAAUCUUUCCAACCCUCUCAGGGGCUCUUCUGCUUCUGGGUCACCUCCCCAACGUCGUCGCAGAACUUGAUAUCAGCAGCCCAGACGGCAUCAAGGAGUCAUCAAAGUCGCUUGCUAAGGACCUUAUGACGUUCUACAAAGGCGACGAGCCUGGAGAGACUCCGGGAAUACUACCAUGGUCGUCCGAGGGCAAGAACCAAUACUGGUGGUACUUGAGUGGCAGUUUCUUCGCCACCUAUCUCGACUACUGGCACUUGACAGGGGACGACAGCUAUGCGGCUACAGUUAGCAAGGCACUACAGUUCCAGGUUGGACCCAACGACGAUUACAUGCCCCCAAAUCAGACAGCUAGCCUUGGAAAUGAGGAUCAGUGUUUCUGGGGCACGGCUGCUCUCAUGGCUGCCGAGUAUGGGUUUCCCGAGGUGAAUGGAAAAGUCAAGUGGAUCAAUCUUGCGGAGAAUGUGUGGACGACUCAAGCAUCGCCUGAUCGCUAUGAUGAAACCUGCAAUGGUGGCCUUCGCUGGCAGAUUCCCUUUUCCAAUAAUGGUUAUGAAUGGAAGCAUAUUAAAGCUAACUUUAUGCAGCGGCCUCCAACGCGUGUUUCUUCAAUUUAG